This is a messenger RNA of Suillus fuscotomentosus, 754 nucleotides long. RefSeq lists its product as uncharacterized. Bases 4 to 606 code for a protein of 200 amino acids. The record is from RefSeq and is a predicted model, not a curated record. NCBI's taxonomy places the organism in Eukaryota, Fungi, Basidiomycota, Agaricomycetes, Boletales, Suillaceae. The transcript is spliced from 5 exons.
UCCAUGGCCAAGUUCUAUGAUGAGAUACCUAAAUCUCUCAUCGAAUGGAUCAAUAACCAACACAUGUUUUGGGUGGCUUCGGCUCUCCUGAGUCCUGAUGGUCAUGUAAAUCUUUCCGCCAAGGGCACAGCAGAUAGUUUCCAUGUCGUGAACUCUCACCGAGUUUGGUAUCAAGAUUUGACCAAGAGCGGUGAGUACCGAUCAAUUUUCGUGCUAAAUGGUCGCAUAACGAUCCUGUUCAAUGCCUUUGAGGGACCUCCCAGGAUUUUGAGAUUGUUUGGAAUAGGAACUGUAUACGAAUGUGGCACAGAAGAAUACGAAUCUCUUAUUUCUCCUGAGAUUAGGAAGCCAGGCUCUCGUGCAGUCAUCGCUAUCGAUGUGUAUCAGUGUCAAACGUCAUGUGGAUAUGCUGUUCCACUCUAUGACUUCGUUGCCCGUCGCACCGAACUCCUCCGAGUGGCUAAUACGGAAGAGUCAACUGACCGCGCUUCAGACCCAGAGACCCGUCAAAAAGGUCUCGAAGCAUAUUCGGCACGACAGAACUUGAGAAGUGUGAAUGACCUGCCUGGUCUAUUCACAACGCCUGAUUCCAAAGUAACAUUUUAACAAGGUCAAAGACCGGAGAUGCGACAUUCAUCUUCGAGAGUGGCAAGCUCCCAGGUGCCCUUGACAUUAUUGAACCUACUAGACUGAUUGCUUCAAUAUCAUGAAUUCCUCUCGUAUCAGGAAAUAUUGAAUAAUAACUUUUCAUCUU